Lodderomyces margitis is the source of this 3471-nucleotide messenger RNA. RefSeq names its product translation initiation factor eIF4G. NCBI's taxonomy places the organism in Eukaryota, Fungi, Ascomycota, Pichiomycetes, Serinales, Debaryomycetaceae. The transcript has a single exon. Bases 1 to 3471 code for a protein of 1156 amino acids. Gene Ontology annotation, cellular component: eukaryotic translation initiation factor 4F complex. Gene Ontology annotation, molecular function: mRNA binding; translation initiation factor activity; protein binding. The record is from RefSeq and is a predicted model, not a curated record.
AUGUCUGAUAACAACGUCCAUGACUCCAAGCCUGACUCAGGCGCUGUUGUCCCUGAUGCAAAUGCAAAUGCAAAUGCUGCAGCUACUAAAACAGGGGCAGCAUCUGAUGCUAAAGAUUCAGGUAAAUCAUCGGGUGAUCCAAAAAUUGAAAACCAGCAACAGCAACAGCAACAACAAUUACAAGCUCACUUGCUGGGCCAGGUUAAUCAAGGCUACAACUAUCAACAAGGCCAGGGCUCGUUCCCUAAUAACUACCAAUAUGGACAAAAUGUGAACCAAAAUUACAAUGGCAGCGCAAAUUUUCACAACAAGGGCCAAUACAAUAAUUCUAAUAAACACCAUCCAGGAAACAGACAGAAUUUCAACAACAAUGGUAACAACUCAAACUCCAAGUUCAACCAUAACAACAACAGUCAAAACAAUCCCAAUGCUCUGGCCCAUUCUCACAGAAAGCUGUUUAGUAAUGCUAAAAUGAAUCACACUCAUCCCAAUCAGCAACAGCAACAACAGCAGCAGCAACAGCAGCAGCAACAGCAACAGCAACAGUAUAUGGGAUAUGCAUAUGGCACUGCGGUUCCACAAGCCUUUCAGUACGGCUAUAUGCCUCAAUAUUAUGUUCCUAUGCCAUACAUGUCACCGGCAUCUCAAUCAUAUGUUUCUCCAACCAGCAGCGCUUCCAGUAGCUCAACACCUCAAUACGUUCACCCCCAAACAAGAACUCCACCUGUUCCAAAAGUGAAAUUGACCACCAAGGACGGUAAGCCAGUUGACUUGGAGGAAAAAAAGAAGAAGACUGCAUCGUCAACCCCAGUAGCAUCACCUUACGCCAAACAUGCAUCACCAGCAACUGUCCCUGCAACCACCACUACACAUGCUGAAAAACUGGAAUCAUCAACACCAGGUGCCGCAUCUACAGAAUCUGCUGGUGCUGCAGCUGCCACUGCUUCCGCUGGCUCCCCAGCAUCUGCAUCUGCAUCUGCAUCUGCAUCCGCUCCAGCACCUGUUCUUUCAGCAGCAGAAGAAUUCAAAAGAAAAAUCAGAGAAAAAGCUGCUGCUGCCGCUGCCGCCAAAGAAAAAGAAAAGAAAGAUGCCGAAGGUACUCAAGAGAAGGAAAAACCAAAAGACGAACCAAAAGUCGAACUUGGGGAUGCAGCAGCAAAGGUGGAAACUCUGUCGGACUCUAAAGGAAAUAAUACAGAAACGAGCUCCGAAGCGAAGAAGUCUGAACCUUCAGAGGUUGAAGAACCAAAUAUGAGUGCAGGUUCUGAAUCUGGGGUGACAUCAGAGGUAGCUGAUGAAGGAAAACCCGCGGAGUCUCUUGAAUCUACCCAGCCCAUUGAAGCUACAAAUCAGGAACAAGUGGCUGGUGUUAGCCCAGUAGAACCAACAGAGACGAGAGAACAAGAGAAAUCACAAAGUGAAGAAGUUGGUGAGACCACGCAAACCGAGGCUGUACAACUAGAGACAAAGGAUGAUGUCACAACAGAAAAAGCAGACACUACCGCCGACACUGCCGCCGACACUACCGAAACAUCUGCAUUUGCUGACACUAAAGACGCACCCGAAACGGCAGAACCUGAGUCGUCAGAAAAUACCGAGAAAACACUCGAUAUUUCACAGUUUAUGCAAAAGAUAUCUGAAGUCCAUACAAUUACAAACAUUUUGGAAACUGCUUAUCCUGAGAACAUAAAAGGCGUUGACAGCUCAAAACAAAUUCCCAGCAAAAAGUACAGAUAUGAUCCGCAGUUCUUAAUUCAAUUCCGUGAUGUCGUACAAUACCCCAUUGAUACAGAAUUCAAAACGCGUUAUAGCUACUUGGAAUUUGGCCUGCUGCAAUCCGCCAGACGUUCAGGAUCCACUAGAGACUCCUCGUCUCGUAAUGCCGGUCCAGGUCCUAGACAAUCAAGUAACAUGGGACGUUUUGGUGGCCCUCAUGACAAGCGAGGUGGCCUUUCUAAUGGUCCUAAUGCGUAUGAUAGCAGACAAAAUUCCAGAACCGGCUCUAAAAGAAGAGGUACAUCUACAAGAGAUAAAUCUACUAGAAAACCACUUCAGUCAAAGAGAGGUAGAAACAAUGAAGCACGCGAACCAACCGAAGAAGAAUUGGCUAAGGAGGCGCAGAAACCAGCUGAGGACGUUAAACCGUUGGAGAAAUCGGCAAAUAGAUGGGUGCCUAAGUCAAGAGCUAAAAAGACUGAGGUGCGUUAUGCUGAAGAUGGUAGUAUCAUAAUGGAGAAGGAUGAUGUGGAAAGGAAGAUUAAAUCAUUAUUGAACAAAUUGACGUUGGAAAUGUUUAAUGAAAUUACGGAUGAGAUGUUGGAUAUAACCAAGCAAUCUAAAUGGGAAACUGAUGCGUCAACUAUUAAACAGACCAUAUCUUUAACGUUUCAGAAGGCGUGUGAUGAACCUUAUUGGUCAGAGAUGUACGCUAAAUGGUGUGCCAAGAUGACAACGCACAUUCUUCCGGAAAUCACGGAUGAAACAAGUACAUUGAAAGACGGCACUCACCCAUCCGGUGGUGCAUUGGCUAGAAGAGUGUUGUUAACUACAUGUCAAGUUGAGUACGAAAAAGGUUGGAGUGACAAAUUGCCAACCAAUCCUGAUGGCUCUCCACUCGAGCCAGAAAUGAUGAGUGAUGAAUAUUAUGUCAUGGCUGCCGCAAAAAGAAGAGGUUUGGGUCUUGUCAAGUUCAUUGGUCACUUGUACAAUUUGAAUAUGUUGAAUGACCAGGUCAUUUACGUGUGUCUUAAAGAUCAAUGUAGCAAUACUACUGACCCGUCGGAAGACAGUUUGGAAAAUCUUGCCCAAUUAAUAAAGACUGUUGGACCCAAAUUGGAUGCCAAUGAACGUACUAAAACUAUGCUCAAGAUUGUGUUUGAAAAUAUAAAUACAAUUUUGAACAAUGUCAAGUUGAGUUCUAGAAUAAAGUUUAUGUUGAUGGACUUGCAAGAUUUGAGGAAGGCAAGGUGGCAAACGGGAAAGCAAGAAGCACAACCUACAACUAUCGAAGCUAUACACCGAGAUGCGGAGAUGAAAAAAUUGAAAGAGGAGAGGGAAAAAGGUAGAAGACCGCAAAACACCGGAAGAGGAGGCAGUCUGCAUUAUGGAUCAAAUAACUUGGGUGGUGCUGGUGGCGGAAGUUCGAGAUCAAAUUCAGGGUUUGGCUCAAAUGCAGCAUCAAAUUCAAACUUUUUCAGAAAAUCGCCUUCGGUGGGAAGAUCCGACUCUAAUGUUAGUAGAAGUGCUAGUGAACGUGGAGGUUCGGCUGCCAACACCUCCAGCAACCUUGCCGGAAGUGACAUUCAAAGAGAUUCCUCAAGGAGGUCAGAAAAUCAGCAAGUUAAUAGAUUUGCUGCAUUAGGUGGUGAUGAAGAGGAGGUGGAAGAUGAAGGAACUCGUGAUGCUGGAGAGGAGAAAGGGAACCAAGGUGCCGAGAAGAGUCAAGCUAUAGAAACUCCAGGGGAGAGUUGA